UUUCUUCUUGCCUUGUUUGGUUCUUUUUGUCUGUUGUUCCCAUUUUGGUCAUUUCUGGGUUUUUCAAGGGUUUUCACUUUUCAAAAUAAAUGAAAAAGUUGUGAAAUUUCAUUAGUUCAACAAUCCAAUUGAAGUUUUUCAAUCAUGAAAUUUCAAGUCUUUUAUCUUCUUUCUGUGUUGGUGUUCUACUUAUAUGCCUAUUUUCUACGAAAGUGUGGAUCUUUAUGAGUUUAACAUUUAUACUCUUUCACAAUCUUGAAUCUUUAUUGUGGCAAUGAGAUCAUACUAGUGAUUGCAGAUUGAGGUACUUGUGAUUUGAGUUUGAUGUGUUAUGGAUCUUCUUAUUCAUUGCUUUUUCAGGGAUCAUUAAGUAUGAAUCAAAAACGAAAGGGCUCGUCUCUUCGUCGCUUGUUCUCUUUAGUGUUUUUUCUUGCAAUGAUCUUCCUUAUAGGGAAUGCUUUUAUUACAGUAGACUAUAAAGAGGGCAUUGCGGGAUGGAGUUCGAUAAUUAGACUAAAUCUUGCAAAACUGAAGAUGUGUAAGGCACAACUUAGGCCUCCUGGUAGUGAGACGUUACCGAGAGGUAUUGUUGCAAGUACAUCUGACUUGGAAAUGCGACCGUUAUGGGGCGCAAAGCGCUAUAAGAAACCGAAACCAAACUUACUAGCUUUGGCAGCCGGAAUAAAACAGAAGGAAAGUGUCAACAAGAUUGUCAAGAAGUUUCGGUCAAGUGAGUUCGUUGUGAUGCUGUUUCAUUAUGAUGGUUCCGUGGAUGAAUGGAAGGAGUUUGAGUGGAGUGAAACUGCUAUUCAUAUUUCUGUAGUAAACCAAACCAAAUGGUGGUUUGCAAAGCGUUUUCUACACCCGGAUAUUGUCUCAGCAUAUGCAUACAUAUUUCUUUGGGAUGAAGAUCUCUGUGUUGACCAUUUUGACGCUACAAGAUAUGUUUCAAUAAUUAAAGAAGAAGGGCUUGAAAUAUCACAGCCUGCUCUUGAUCCUAAUUUCUCUGAAGUGCACCAUCAACUUACCUCACGAGACAACAAAUCAAGAGUACAUAGGAGAACAUACAAAGUCAUUGGUCGGGCUAGGUGCAACGAGAGUAGCACUGGACCUCCUUGCACAGGAUUUGUCGAAAUGAUGGCUCCUGUGUUUUCCAGAGCAGCUUGGAAGUGUACAUGGCAUAUGAUUCAGAAUGACUUAAACCACGGAUGGGGUAUAGAUUUUCAGCUUGGAUAUUGUGCACAGGGUGAUCGAACCAAAAAUAUCGGCAUUGUUGAUUCCGAAUAUAUACUUCAUAUGGGUCUUCCUACAUUAGGAGGUUCAGCUGAAAACAAGACGGAUUCAGGACAACUCAAUAAGACCAAGACUCAGCAUGAUUCAGCAUCCCAAAUAUCAUCUGGUAGAUCUGAGGUUCGGAAGCAGACUUACGCCGAAUUAGAGACUUUUAAACAUCGAUGGAAAAAUGCAGUGAAGAACGAUGAGUGCUGGAUAGACCGAUUCCAAACAUGAAAGAUUGCUUGCUGUGGACAAAAUUAUACAUAUAUAGAAAAGCACAAGAAUACCCUGAAGACCCCAAGGAAGCAAAAGAGAAGGAAAGAUGAUUAUGGUAAGAUGACAGCAUUAUGAGGAUCUUCAUAUCAAUGAUGUACUGAAUUUAACCAAUUACUGAAGGUAUACAUGUAGAUCAAGUUAGAUUCUUUUUAGGAUGUUACACAUUUGUACUAGAAUACCGGAGCUUCUUGUUCUUCUAUCUCUUAUUUUAUAGAGCCUCAAAGUUUAGCACAAAAGUCUUACUGGUGACUUAUAUGUACCUCUGGAACUACAGAAGGUUUUGAAUAAAGCUGAGUUUUUACAAA
Molecule: messenger RNA, 1856 nt
Organism: Arabidopsis lyrata subsp. lyrata
Lineage: Eukaryota; Viridiplantae; Streptophyta; Magnoliopsida; Brassicales; Brassicaceae
Exons: 13
Coding region: 325-1509 (394 amino acids)
Source: RefSeq, a predicted model, not a curated record